Pocillopora meandrina is the source of this 12751-nucleotide messenger RNA. Lineage: Eukaryota; Metazoa; Cnidaria; Anthozoa; Scleractinia; Pocilloporidae. The record is from the annotation of a GenBank genome assembly.
AUGGAAGGGAAAAAACCCGAACACACUCACGUGGGGUCGACCUUCAAAAGAUUGCCGAGCUUAGCAUUUUCGCGGAUCGAGGAGGGACCAAAGAUGGUAGCGCGCUCUCUCGCGCUUCUGGCGACUAUUUUCGGGAGCUCUUUGCUGAUUACGGUAGGUCCUUCAUCUUUAUAAAGUUGUUUUCUACAAAACAUAGCAAUUUCUUCGUAUCAUAUUGGCUUCGAGGCGUCCGCACUAUGAAAUCUAGAAUGGUUUUGAUUACCUUGCUUAUUUCAUCGUCUUGGCGUUGGACGACCGAGUCGCUUUCGAAACGUUUCAGGGCCAUUAGCGUUCAGAUUAGUUCUAUGAAUGACACUAAAAAUUAUGUUUUCACGGGGUUGUUUGAUGCGAAUAAUCAUAGGAUGUUUUUGAAAGCAGUUAUGAUAAAAUCUCCCUUUGGUUGCUAUUUAUGCUCGUGACAACACACAGUUCCAAUACAAAUGGAAAUUGACACGAUUCACAUCUCACUCUAGCUUUUCACGAGGGAUUUAUUCUUCAUUCUUGCGCUAUUGUCGUUUCAGCUGUGGGUUCUACACCUAUUCCUUUCGCUGAGAAGUUUUCGUGUUUUCAGAGAGCGCACAAGCACAUGCUUUUAACAAAGUAUCACGUAUCAUAUGUUCUGGAGACCACCAUGUGAAUGCGAAAAUCGAAUACAGCUGCUAUCGUCAGGCGACUAGCCGUCUUGAACUCGAUAUUUGUGCUAAAUUAGGAUAUAAUUCCUAGUUCUCUUUCGUGUUGAGUAGAUUCGUUGUUUAUUUUGAAAGAUAUGUUUUGAUUUGGGUUUUGCAAUAAUUAACUUUCAACGCGGUUCCAUCAGUGUACAACUAAUUGCUGUGUGGUUUGAAAGCAACUGCGAGAUACAAAUAUCCGACUUGUUUGGACUGCAAAACAUAACAGCGACUAAAACACUCGGGCAAAGCAACCCAAUACUCGUUACUCGAAAGCAGAAAAGGAAAAGGCGUUUGACAACGCUUCAUUUGGGGCCUUUGCCCUGCGGACAAAAUUUCAACAAAUCGCUUUACUUCGCUUGAUUCACAUUAGCUAGCAUUACGCCGUCUUAAAUGUUGGCGGCACUUUUGGCUUCGCUAGAGUUUCUUAAUCCAUUUCAAGAGUGUUUUUUUUUUCUCGCACCUUUUCGGCAAAUUAAACAUCUAAAAUGAUGGUAAGUAGCAUUCUUUGUCGGCUCGUGUUAGCCGGCCUGUAUGCUCGGGCGACUUGUAAACUGACCCUCCUCCCUGCAUCUGUUCAAACUUGCCUCACGAAAACAAUACGCAAUAAAUAGAGAUCACAAUCAAAUUUAAGAUUCUUUUCAUUGCUGCACUUUGCGGUGUCAGUCGAGUGAAAAUUGCACAAAGCAGAGCAUUGAGCGUGUCGUGUUUACCUUUUUUUUUCUUUUACGAAGAUAUAGCUUGCUGUGAGUCUCGUGUAUUGCGGGGCGCCAGUCGUAAGUCUAAAGUUGGCAAAUAUGUUGUAAAACAAAACAUCAUGCGUUCAAUGCCCGUGGCAAAAUGAGCUAAAUUGCAGACCGCAAUUAUUUUGACUGUGGAAAUCGCGAUGGGAGAGCUACUAAAGAUCGAAAGGUCUAAUCGACCCUUAUUUACAACAAAACAGCACCAGCAUAGUUGAAAUAAUUCACCUGUAAGGCGUACUUGUGGAAUGGUGCCUUAGAGUUAUUCAUUUUCGUCGGCGAAAACAGCUCUUUGAAAUGGACAAAAAUAUUUGCAAAAGCCAAGGUGGCUUAAGUCCUUGGGGGAUAAUUUCGUCGAGGAAAACAACUCUUUCGUUUUUGCAAGAUGCUCCCAUGUUGUCAAGUGGUGAAGUGGCAAAACAAACUAAAUCGCGUCGUAAUCUAGUAAUUCAUUACUUCAGUAAAGACGCAUCGUUGUCGAUAUGGAUUAAAUACAAGAUGUCAAGGAAAUUCCAUCGCGAAUGUAUUAAAAUUCCAAACUGUUUCCUUUCGCCGGAAAUAUCGCUCAGUCUUACGGAUCUAUCGUUCUAUCGCAAUCUAGGAAACGAUGUGUACUUUCAAAUUUACAGAUUUUUUUAAAACCAAUUUUCCACUCAAAAUUGUUUAAUGCGCUUUUUCAUUAAAAAGCCCUGCAUACAAUAUAGAUAAAAGCUUCAUUGGGUUGCGUGUUUGACGGGUCUGAUUUCAGGACCGGAAACCGUUCGAUUUGUUUUACACAGCUGGAACUCUAUUUCCCAUCGGAACGGCAUUUUGGUUAAAUACUCUUCUCCCGCACAGUUUUUCGUCGCCUGUUUUACCACUUCACAGAACUCUUUGUUGUACGUGUAAAACGAUGCAUACAGCGCUUUCAAGUGUAAUAUUGUUUAGCUCACAUGAACAAAUCACGUACUAUACACAUUUCCUUUCUUACUUAACGCUUUGUCGGACACAAAUACAAGAAAAUAAACACUUUAUAGGGGAGGUAAUGCUUACUGUUGUAAAAGAAAACAGGAAAACGGAGAAAAUUAGCAUGAUGUUUUAACUACUUGAACGCGAAUUCAUACCAAAGCAAUAUAAAGCAAACAGAUUGAAUAAUAUGUCGUGAUCUGCUAGACAAAGCUAGCGCCAUAGUGUUUCGCGCGGUCUACAGCGCUGCGAUUAGAAUGCUUUCUGUUUCUAAUAAACGAACUUCUUUGAAGAUUAUUUAGUGGAUAGUGCACUUGAUUUUUUUCGGUCCAGAUGCCAUGUUUCUCACUUAAAAAUAUUUCAAGUAAGAUUUUGCAAUGAUACAUGCUUGCGUGACCUAUUUCUGGCAGGCCCUUAUCUGAACAAGGGUCACAUUUUAUCUUAAAUAGCUCAUAGGUUUUAAUUAUUGCUCGUAGCCAAAGAAAAUAUUUUACCUUUGGCACUUUCCUUAAAGAUAUAAGUAUUAAUAUAAGUUCUGUUUUCUACGAAGAGGUCUGAUGGCAACUGAGGGGUAUUAACUCGAGAACAGAAGACAAAUUAUGUUCACUUACAAUAAUUGAAUUCUACUGAAAUUUAUUGCACGUGACUUAAAUGUGAACUCAAGGCGACAUGUUCUAUAGCCGAAUUUUUACAUAUUCGUUUUUCCUAUAAUGAUGCGUUAUUGUUCUUGUCGCAAAUGUUAUGUUAAAAGUAUGGAUCGUCUUGAAUCUUUGAGAACAGAAGUUUUUAUUCUCAAUAAUAAAAUAUAUCCAUAUUUAAGUUAGUAAAGGGCGUCACUCGUGCAUGAAUCGCUCCUCAGUAAGGAAAAGGCGUUUCUGUAUUGCCUUUUGGUGCAUUUUUUCAAACCUUCGUGGGUAGAAUCGGAAAUUUAGAUGGUAAACAUUUGAAUUGUUGCGACUAACUGUCUCUUUCUGUAAUUGAAUGUCGCUUAAUAUAAAUUACAUAGAAAAUGGACUUCGUCCCUCGAAUAUUUGUUAUCUUUUAAGCUAGUUGUUUGAUGCGUUUGUCUAUACAUGUGUGGAAAAAUGGCUUGUCAUUUCGGCUUGAGACAUUUUCGGUGGAAAGGAAAAGAAAUGAAACUUUUUUCAUUGAGAGCUAAAUUUGCUCCUAAUUGUGUAUUUGCUACGUGAAUAUAGGAAAUUGUUCCUGCUUUACAUAAUGCUAUUUUUAACACACACUCUUGGCGGAGACUGAUGCGAUAAAAAUGGAACAUAGAUUUAAAGAAAGUUAAAACCUUUUUCACAGCACAAUUCUAUCAGUGGUCUUUUCAAAUAUGCCUGAACACGACAUUGAAAGUCAAGACGCAUUUUAAGUAAAUGAUUGGCAGUGCUGGAACAAUAGCCCCAUAUUACGCCCGGCGAACUUGACAUUAACUCAUGCAUUGCCUAGCAGGAAAGUUGCGUUUCUUCUGCACCGUCGUUAAAAAGCCCAAAAUGGGUUUUGGAAGCUUUGAGUAUCUUUGGUGCGUAGUUUUAUUAUCACAGGGGAUGCCGUUUUCACGUUUUCACAGCGUACAGGUUGGAGAUCGUUUUUUAUAUUUGUUUGUGUUUAUUAUGAUGUCGACAGAAGACAUCGUUUGUAGUAAACAUAUUUACUUUCAAUCGACUGAUAAAAUGUUCAUCCGUGCGCGAUAUGUCGGGCUUUCUUCAGAAUUGCAUUUUUUAAGCGAAAUUUAGAAUUAUUCCUAUAGGAAUUUAGUUCGCAAUCGCGGUAACCAACGAGAAAAUUUGGUCAGUAUUACUAAUAUUGUGUGUAUGGUCAAAUUGCACAAGUCAUACGCCUACACAUGUUCUUUUUAAAAAUAUCAAGUGUGAGCGAGGGAGAAAUCUGAACUAAAAAUGUAAGGUUAAGCUCAGCUUAUCAGAUGCGUUUUAGUUAAAUGUUUCUCCUUAUGAGGUAAUCUGCGAAGAACUUCUUUCAAACUCGGAAUUUCCGUGGUACAUAACUUGCUUCGCGAAAUUUGGUUAUUUCGACGCAGGCGCCAAAGCAGCCAUGAUAUGUUUGUUCAAGUUAUUAAUGCGAGUGGUUUUGAAUGAAUCCGCACGUUAACAAGAUGUUGGUGAAUUUUCAUCGUAAACAGAAGAUAUUGUUUGCGUUUGUAGAUAAUUUAAGAUUACGAAACCACUCUUGUUAAGGAAAUCGCUAAGGAAACAUUUUUUCAGUUUAAAGGUAAAGUUUGUGGCUGAGUGUUGCUUCACCAUGCUCGUCCUGCGGGAAAUUGGCAUUUCAAGUGGAGAUUUAUGUUAUCACUGUACAAGGCGAUAAACCAUUCUAUCCUCUCACUUUGUUGCAGUUCAUGUUUAAAAUGUAGAAGUAUUUUGUGCUUAAAGGAGGUGCACCCGUUCGAAUCCAGCGCUUGAUAAACAUUUCGUGACCAGCCAAAAUCUUUUUGCCAAGUCAGCGCCUUUUCGACUACGGAAAUGUCAUUGUCUAACAUUUGAAUUUGUGGCGUUCUUUUUACAAUGGAAAGCGAAAUUAACUUUUUUAUUCCAGUGAUAUGUUAAUUAUUUUACUGGUUGUCUAUUUCACAUGUUAAAACGGUUGAGAGGACCUUUUUUCGUACCUUUUUCCGCCAAACAUUAGAAUGUAAACCGACUUAAGUGUUGGCGGAAACCACAUAAAGCCAAGCUCGAUUAAUUGGCUUUUCGUGCUAGCUCACGCUAUGUUAGGGCUCAUUUCAGCGGGUAGGAUUUUAACUGUGUUCUGUUUUGUGGACUUCCGUUGAAACUUCGUCUUAAUUUAAAUAUAAAUCACCCUUUUUGGACGGUUAAUUUUGCUCUUUCGUAGACCGUGAAGUGGUUAGUUUGUUUGCCGUCUGAUAUUAUUCGCGUGUGUUAUUUACCGAGAUGUCUGUGUUAAUUACCCGUGCAUGAAGUCAAGCACGCAACGCUGUAAAGGGCAAUUUACCUUUCACUUCGGUGUGAAAUAUUUUUAUUAGAACUUUUUUUACCUCCUAGGUCGAAGAGUACAUGUCAUAUGAACCCUGUAAACAAAAUUAGAAAACAUAACUGAGCGGUCAAAUGAAAAGUUGCUUUGAACCCCCAAGACGUGACCCUGUGCAGUGUUUUUCUGACUUCAAUUAAGAUGUUUUCAGUAUCAUGACAAUUACAUGGAAAUCAAAGGGGUUUCAAAAGAAAAGCACUAUUUUUUGCCUUUUAGUUGUAAAGUUUUACUAAAUUUUUCAUUGAAAUCUGACGUGAGAAGCGGCGUUCAUUAUUUGCGAUUAAUGUGGGCUUGCUUGGAGUGGUGCUUCACUGCGGUAAACACGUGGGAUGUAAACGGCGAGUUCUUUUAGAUGUUGUCUGAAGAUUGAUUAUGACGCGAAGAUAAAAAAAAUUUCCUUAUUCCUCCUGCAACGAAGAAAAAAUGCAAAAAAACACAGAACAAAACAAAAACGAAAAAACAAACACAAACGAAUAGAGACCCAAAGAAAGACACAAAAAAACAUAAAAACAAAAAACGGGCAGUAUGGUGCAGCUUCCUUGACAAAUGAGUGAUUUCUCCUUACAAUAUUAAAUACAUUAUCAUGUAAAAACGUGAAGAAGAGGAAGAAAAAUUUACUGUUUCCCUAAAAUUUUUAAUUCAUAAUAAAAAGGCUUCUAUCAUUUUUUUCUGACCUUAAAUUUUGAUUGAACAAUGACACUUUUAGCAGAAAUAAAUGUCGAACGUGCGUUAACAACGUGACGAGACUUAGUACGAACGCUAAGCAAUGGACAAAGUAAUCGCAUGAUAAGCGUAGCAAGUCAAAACAUAAUUUGGAAUAAUCCUUAAUUUUUACUGUCUUUACUUAUUUCUGCCAAAUUUUCGGUUAGUGUCAAAGACUGUUUUGACAUGGGGCCCCCUUUGUAUUUGCCCAUGAUCCGGAUUUGCAUGCAUCACGGAACUUAGUCACAUCGCCAAAGUUCUCUAUCCCAGUUUUCCACGGUUUGGUGUUGUCGCGAAUUACAUGACAGCCGGUGUUGUGAGAGGGGAAGUAUGUCUUGCUUAGGUGGCUCUCGCAAAUUGAACUGAAACUCAACAAUACCGGGCUCAAAAGCUGGCCUAAGCAAGUUUUCCUCCUCCCCUUAACGAAACGGAAAAUGUGUUUGAGUAGGGAGGGGUUGUGGGGAUUUUGAUGUCAAAGGGAGCCUGUUUGGUCAUAAAAACGGCUUGGUCGCUUUUAUUUAUUGUCAAAUUUUCACCAUCGAAUUAAAUUAAAAAUAGCUUUAUGAGGAUUCCUUUUUAUCAAUACUGUCAUGAUAAACCAACUUACAAGGACUGGAACAGCAAAACCUCAAAAAAAAAAAAAAAAAAAGCAAGAACUGAUUUCACUUUCUCUUCGCAGACAAUCGCCGUGGGAUGCGGUCCAGGAAAGUUUCUUAAUUCAACUUCUUUGGUUUGUCAGAAAUGUCCAAAUGGUACAUUUUCGGCUCAAGAAAAUGCACGAAUGUGUUCGACGUGUAAAAGGUGUGUGGGUAGGAACAACGUGAUGGUCAAAGCAUGUACCCCUACCUCGGACACGAAGUGCGAGUGCCUGCCUGGUCACUACUUUAACGGAUUUCUGAUUUGUCUCAAGUGCCAGCCAUGUAAACGAGGAUAUGGAUUUGUGAAAAAUUGCACAGCAACGACGAACACAGUUUGUGAACGGUGUGAGAGGGUAAGUCCUAAAAUACUCUGAUCUACCUGUAACUUCUUCCUAAAUGACCGAUGCUACCAUAUUUUCAUCUUGAAUAACGAAACUUUUGAGUUUUUCAAGUUUUUUCGAGUGCAAUCGCUGGCAAUCAUCCCUAUACAUAGCCAUCCUUGUUUCGUUUUGGUUUAACCCUUUACACUACUGGAUCAGUGUGCAUAUUCUCCACACUGUUCUCUUUAACGGUCAAUAGCUUCUUCAGUUGACGAUUUUUUUAUUCUCACGACCCUAAUGUUUAAUUCAGCUGUGAUGCUGUGAGGAGAAAUUAGCUGCCAAUCAGUCCCAGGUGUUAAAGGGUUAAUCUUACCUCUUUGAUGUUUGUUCAUCCUAGGAAAUGAUUAUUUAAAGCAUAUAUUCCAAUUAAAAGAAAAAUUUUAUUACGCUAAUCUGAUUACUACCUAGACGACCGUAGCUCCCUUAACGAUAUGUUGUCAUAGCGAUUAAAAAUGAGCUGAUGAUCAGUCGGUUGCGCCACGUGUUGUAUUAAUCAGCCGGGUGGGUCUCCAAUGUAUUGAAAGACCAGUGAAAUACGUAUCUUUGCAGAUAUGUCUCUUUUCAUUUAUUUUUGAGGAAGGAAAAUUCGUUCGAGACUAAGUAUGUGUGGGAUACGUCAGAAGCUUCGAUAGCGCGUCUUUAAUCAAGUGUCAAAAGUAAUUAGUUAUCGCUUAGGUUUUGCUCUACUUCACACAAUGAUUGGUUCAAAAACUUAACCAAUCAUUUUCAAAACAGAAACUAAUGACGUCUUAUUCAACCGCAUUUUUCUGCCUGUUAUUAAUUUGAGCUCUUUAUGGCACUUAAGGGCGUUUUCCUUCGCCCUAAUAUAUUAGCCGGUGGGAUUCCUUUAGUUUUUGGCUUUGAGGCACUCGAUGAAAAAAAAACACUCUACCAAUACGAAAAAUAAGACGGCAUUAGAAUUAGACGACCAAAAUAUGCGGACUACGAAUAUAUUUAAUGACACGUGUCUCAAAAGCAAUACGUCAAAGUAGAUUCGAGAACCAUUAAACAGACAAACGUCCGAUACAGAUGACCUCAGUGAUCAGUGAAACGCGAUACUAGUAAUGAUCAAUAUCAAAUGAAUACGGCCAUUGAGGUUUCUUACGGAGCCCUUUUCUAAUUUCUCCUUCAAAUAUCGAUACCCUUAUUCAGUAACAUCGUGACGAGAAAAGACAAACUUUUUGUCAAGAGAAUUCCCUAUUGAUGAAAUUCAAAAUUAUUUUUAUUCAUCAUACAGAGAUACUAACAGCCCUAUUUUACUGAUUUCAAAUCAAGUUUGUGAAUUGUCUCUCUUUCUUAUCAGGGAAAAACAUUCUCAGUUGGCAAGGGCUUUGAUGCUUGUAAACCAUGUAGCAAAUGUCAGAAGGGAGAAGUUGUUAAAGAAACCUGCAUACGAAGAAGAGACACAAAGUGCACACCGGAAAAAGAUUUUAAUAAUUCGAAACAGAAACCUUUUUUACCGGUACCCUCCAAAUCAAAGCCAGGAACUAAUGAAGAUACACGGAUAGCGAAGGAAGAGCCGUCAAAAUCUUCAUCAGGAUCUGAAUCUUUUUCAACUCUUUCCAGUAAGUCUCUCUUUAUCAAUUUUUUUUGGGUAUAGGUUGCUUUAAAAAAUUAUAGAUAAUCACUUAGGUGCAUAAUUUUUAAUAAAAUGAAUACCACUCAAAAAUUUUGACCAGAUUCCUCCACUGGAAAGAAGAACCCCCACUAAAUGAACCCAGCUCGCAAAGUGCGGCUUCGUAGCUUAGUUGACAUGUAGUAGCCCCCAACUCCCAACUAGUAUCUGGGAGGAGGCAUGGGUUUGAAUCCCGUCGAAGCCUGAAUUUCUUUCAGGCUUUUUUUGUGUGAUUGCUUAAAUUGCAGUUCACCUGUGAGGUGCAGUGCUUUAACCCUUUAACUCUCAGAUCAAAUUUGUAAUUCUUCUCACUGUCAACCAUACAAUUCUUAAAAUGUAAGUUCAGAGAAUUUAGUAUUGGAUCAACAAAUUAUCCUCAAAUUAAUAUUUUUCUUUAUUCUCAUCACUUAUCUGGAUGAUAUUAUAUUGAUAUUGUGAGGAGAAAUUCUGUCUUGAUCACUCAUGGGAGUUACUUAAGGAAAAAAAUUUAUCAUCAGUGGUCGGGAAUGCGAUUUUACCGCCAAAAUGUAAGAAAGUUUUAGAGAUUAUCAAUGAAAUGUGUGACAUUUUAAAAUGGAAUGAUGAAAAGGCACACCGUAAGGUAUAAGCAAUCCCUAAAUUGUAGUGAAAAUUUCUUAAAAGUAGUCCUUGUGACUGUGUGCCCUCUGGCUAAGGACAACCUCGUCACUGGGGUCCCCUCCCUUCCCUUUCUCCUCCCCUCCCCCCUGAAACGUUUCAGUGGGUGGGUACACAAGAGAGACUCUGGGAAGAAGGUGCGGUUCAGGCAACUUGGACGCCAUCCUCACGUCUUACUAAUUCUGUUUCAGCGAUUAUAUCGUCUACGGCGGCUGUAACGGGGAAGAAGAAAGAAUAUGAAUCUUUGGAAGAAGAAACUAACUAUCAGGCUGUCUUGUACUCUCUGAUCGCAUUGCUGUUUGUACUUAUAAUUGUUGGGAUCAUUGUUGUCCUGCACAGGAGGCGGAAUAACAGAAAACGCACAAAGAACAGGGGCAAGUCGGGUAUGAUUAACUUUUCUUGCUGUUUAACGAUGUUUAAGGUAUAAAUCGGUAACCCGCUGCGCUAAGCCACGAGCAGUUCCUACUUUUCGGCGAAGUCCGUCGUGUAAGUAAAAAAAAAAAAUUUAUAAAAAGGAUCAUUGGAAAAUUAUUGAUGUUAGCGCAGCGCGCGUAACUCUGUGAGUGAGUCACACAACUAGUUUUCCGAAAGUUCCAGUUAAGCUUUUUUACUUGCGUUACAUAAUUUGCCUAAUGAGAGAGACUGCUCGUAGUCUAGGCUGCGUAGAGAAGUGCACUGAAGGUCGCAAUUGUUUAUUCAACGUUUUGGUAAAGUGAAAGAGUCGUGUCAUCAAGGUUAUAUAUGCGUUUUAUCUCAGUAGAUUCUUGCGAGGAACCCAGUACGAGAUCAAACUCAAGCGAAGUCGUAGGAGCUGUAGAAAAUCCUUACACCUCUUUACCCUGUAUUGGAGGACGACAAGGUUUGUGGCAUCGUUUGUUUUUAUUCGUUGUUGCUUUUUUUUAUACAGCUUUGUUUUUAAUCAUUCGUAUUUUUUUUGCGGAUGUAAGCCUUUCUUCACUUAACUCUAAGAUCGUCCCCUUCUACUUCUCCUCCAACCAGAGGGCGUGAGAGCUUAUUUUAUUCAACCCUGAGCCACAAAGAAAUUUUUUAUGUGGGAUUUUGUGGUAGAAGGAGACCUUUUUAUGCCUUCAUGAGAAUUGCCUUUCUUUGUCGGUUUCAAAUUCACUAUCUUGAUUGUAAUACCACUUUUAUUUCUUUGUCAAUUCAGGUGAUAAAUUGCUGCGAGAAGCUCCUUACACCCUUCUUACGGAACUAUCGCAAUAUUUAAAUCCCGGAGACAGAUGGAAACAGUUGGGGGGACGACUCAAAUUCAACAGCACCCAGAUCAAUAAUUUUGCUUUGGAUAGGAGAACAGCAACUGAGGCUAUGCUUGUGGAAUGGGGCCAGAGAGACACUGCCACUGUUGCAGCGCUCAGAGACAUUUUCAGGGCCAUGAAAUGGUCGAAAGAAGCGAAAAUCACCGCAAUGUAUGUGUAGCAAUUUUUUCCGUGACCAAAGUUGCUGAUUUGUUCGUAAAUAUUGUAAGUAAGAUUCUAGUGUAAGUACUGCAGCCAUCUUUGAGCUGAAGUAUGAAAUUUUCUCGGAGAAACUUAAUAUCUAGCGUCAAUUUGCCACGAAUCUAGUUUGAGGAAUCCUGUGGUUGUGAAAUAAUUUAUAAAAUUUUGAGCCGGAAAUCUACAGCCCAAUCUCGAAGACUUGGGUGCUCUUACAUCGAAGUCCUUCGUUCUGUAGUUUUGAGAGGGGUUAUGCUAUACUAGUGAAUUUUUAGAUUAUUAAGUUGACAAAUUUAGUGUGUUUAAAGACUAUUUAAUUCAUAAAAUGUGGUCAAACCGCCUUUAUGACCCUUUCAAUCAUUUAGAAUUAUUUUGACGAGAUUCUCUUAAAAUGAUGUUAAGAAAUGUUUACGAUGGCUAAUUUUUUCGGUUUGGUAUUUUAAAGUGUUAUCAUUUCAUUAAUUUAUUAUCGUGGAAUAUUAGAUCCAACGAUCCUAAGGGGAGAGAAAUAGAGAGGUGGGGCGUUCGUGAGUGAAAGAGGAAAAAGUGAGAAUAACUGGAUUUUAAAAACCAGUGAACCAUUACAAAAUUGACCUUUUAUUCGUCAAGAGGUGCUUAUCAACUGAACACGCUUUUGGCGAUAUAGAGAAAUGAAUUUGGUAUUUUAUGCCAUUUAGUAGUCACGUAGUUGACGGAAUUAAUGUGCAAUGUUAAAUAUAACGCAAUGAAACACUUUCGCUUUAUUUUGCUAAAAGUAAAGUUUUCAACAUUUUAAGUGCGUUUGUUCUGAAUUUAGUGAAAUUGAAUCAAACCACAAAAUGUAUUUUUGUUUUGAUGAUUUACGCAAAUAUUUGUCGCCGAGUAAGAGACACGCUGCGUUUUUCUUUCAGGCCGCAGAUCGAUACUAUUUCUGAAAGAAACUCUUUAUAAUUUUUGAUUUUUUUUAAAUUUUGUCGUCUUCAGUCAAUAAUCCGCACUUUUUUUUUUUUGAAGAAUUAUUUGGAAAUUUUCACAAUAAUUUAUGCAUCGUACAAAACGUAGAAACCAUAUGGGGUUUCUCAUAGAGUGUAUAUUUUUGUAUACAGCUGUUAACGGAAUAAUUUGUUUGAAAAUAUCUUUUUUAACGCAAAAAUUAAGAUGAAUAUUUUCUUACUUUGCUGAGAGAUAAGCUAAACUUAGUUUGAAAAUAAUUUUGUACUCUCGAGUAAAAAUUUAAAAUAACUGAGCACAAAUUUAUAAUCGCUCGAGUUCAUGGGCAAUAUUUUGACAAUUGCAUCUUGGCAUUGUUUUGUAUUGAAUGAAAUGGUAUUUAAUUUAUAGACAAUUUAAUACAACAAUUAAAAGAUAAUUAUUCUAAUGUUUGACGGCCUUAAAGUACGUGAUCAUAUUAAGGAAUUUGACAUAAGAUCGAAGCUUUUUACUUAAAUUCUUUUUGAAUGAAAGAGACAUUUUGAUGUUUGGUAAAGGCAAGUUUGGUAAGUCGGGGAGUUGUUUUUAUUCAACAUCAGACAAACCUCGCGUACUUUAGGACCCGAAACAAUUGAAAAUAAUGUUUCUUAUUGAUUGACAGGUUAUAUAUGUUGCUACUAAUUUUAGGAAGGAUCAGUUAAUGAAGACAUUAUGAUCUUUAGUUAAAUCCCGCAAAUGGGAUGAAGAGUUUUUGUAAUCUUAUCGUUAUUAAUGGUCGACGACUUACUAAAGGAUAUUCCUGGAUGAAGUUUAAACAAUUUGUUUUGUCAAAGGGACUCAGUAAAGAAAUCGAUAUUGUGGUCUAGCUUGUUGUGCCAGUAAACUGUUGGCCUAAAUAUGCAUGUGUUAAAUUAUUAUGAAAUAAGUACUGGCUAGGUAGCGAAAAAACUGCACUUUUUUAGCCAAUAGUAAAGCUGAGAUACGGGUAAUCAUACUGAACUAUUAAAAUUAUUAAUUUUGGG